Molecule: messenger RNA, 1131 nt
Organism: Capsella rubella
Lineage: Eukaryota; Viridiplantae; Streptophyta; Magnoliopsida; Brassicales; Brassicaceae
Product: TMV resistance protein N
Exons: 2
Coding region: 1-1098 (365 amino acids)
Biological process (GO): defense response; signal transduction
Source: RefSeq, a predicted model, not a curated record
AUGUCUCAAAAGUUCGAUGUCUUUCUAAGUUUUAGAGGGUCCGACACUCGCCGCACCUUCAGCAGCUUUCUCUACCGUGAUUUGGUUCGAAUGAACAUACGAACUUUCAAAGACGACAAAGAGCUGGAGAUUGGUCAGAUGAUUUCGGCGGAGCUUGAUCGUGCCAUCGAGACCUCGAGAUUCGCGGUCGUUGUGGUCUCUGUGAACUACGCUGAGUCUCCUUGGUGCCUCGAAGAGCUCAGGAAGAUCAUGGAUUUAGUAAGAAACGGUUGGAUCACCGUGAUGCCCGUCUUCUACGGCGUGGAUCCGUGUCAUGUAAGGAGGCAGAGCGGAGUAUUUGUCGAACACUUUCAGAAGCACGAGACUAGAGAAGAUCAGGAGAAAGUGCUUUCAUGGAGGCAAGCACUGACCGAUUUGGCCAAUAUCUCCGGCAUUUGUUCAUCUCUUUGUGAAGAUGACUCGAAGAUAGUAGACAAAAUUACGGAGCUAAUAUCAAAAAAUCUGAUGAUUAAUACAACAAGAAUCAAUGGGAGUGACCUUCGGGGGAUUUAUGCACACAUGAAAGCUUUUAACCGAUUAUUGAAUUUGAGCUCUAAGAAAAGUGUGAGAGUGAUUGGGAUUUGGGAGAGAGGCAGCACGAGAAGAUCGGUUUUAUCUAAAUUCGUUUAUGAGAACAUUUCUCAACACUUCGAAAGCCAUUUUUUCCUGGAAAGUGAUAAAAUGGUUUACAAGGAUCGUCACAUGUCGCAUCCCUUUGAAGAGUGGAUGAGUCAAAUAAGGCACAAGGACAAAAAGGUUUUACUUGUGGUUGAAAAUAUCAAAAAGCUUGAACAGUUCAAUGCUCUUGAAGAGCAUAUUGACAGUUUUGGUCCGGGCAGUAUAGUUAUCAUCACUACACAAGACAAGCAGGUGCUUUUCUCUUCUCGCAUAAAACUCGUUUAUGAAAUAGAGUGUCAGAUAUUGGAGGAAUCAACAAAUCAUGCAAAGGAAUGGUUUGGUCAUUUACGUGGUAAAAUCAGUUCGCAAAAUCCCAUUUUUCAUAGACAUUCAAUGCGUGGCUCCACUCAACAUCGAUUCGUUCUGAGACACAAAGCGUAAUACAGAGUAGGCGGUUGGCUGGUUUGGACGGAA